Brettanomyces bruxellensis is the source of this 327-nucleotide messenger RNA. It is a transcript of the gene RPL30, whose product is annotated as 60S ribosomal protein L30. The transcript has a single exon. The record is from RefSeq and is a predicted model, not a curated record. Bases 1 to 327 code for a protein of 108 amino acids. Gene Ontology annotation, molecular function: structural constituent of ribosome; RNA binding. NCBI's taxonomy places the organism in Eukaryota, Fungi, Ascomycota, Pichiomycetes, Pichiales, Pichiaceae. Gene Ontology annotation, cellular component: cytosolic large ribosomal subunit.
AUGGCACCAAAAGUUAAGAAGUCCACAGACACCAUGAACGCCAAACUUGCCUUGGCUAUUAAGUCAGGUAAGUACACCUUGGGCUACAAGUCCACCGUGAAGGCUUUGAGAAAGGGUAAAUCGAAGUUGGUUAUCAUUGCUGGUAACACCCCUGUCUUGAGGAAGUCCGAGUUGGAGUACUAUGCUAUGUUGUCUAAGACUCCAAUUUACUACUUCCAGGGUGGAAACAACGAGUUGGGUACUGCUUGUGGUAAGUUGUUCAGAGUGAGCACCUUGGCUGUUUUGGAUGCGGGUGACUCUGACAUCUUGUCUGCCGUUCAGAACUGA